UUGGUUUAGCCGCGGCAGCUGACAGAGAAACCGAGGCAGAGAGGACGCUUCAUAGCGACAGGGUUAAAGUGUUCUUUUGUUAACUUGAACAACUUUCCCUUUAUUUGGAUCACCGAAGUUCGAGCGAGCAGAUAUUCAGCGAUGGACUGUACAAUGUUAAAUCUCUCACAGCGAUUCUAAUCAGCGGUAGAUUAGGACUUAGACAGUGCGCGAGACGCUUUGCCUAGAAUGACCAUGACAACGGCGUCGGUGACGGAAACAGCACAGCUAAUCAGAGACCGGCUGCUUCAGGCGACUGACGCUCACUGCAACAUCAGCAAUAUGGUGGCUGUAUUGGAUGUGAUCUCCAGCCUAGAGAAGUUCCCCAUCACAAAGGAAGCACUUGAGGAAACACGGCUUGGGAAGUUGAUCAACGACUUGAGGAAGAAGACCAGAGAUGAGGAUCUUGCAAAGCGUGCAAAGAAGCUCCUGCGCAACUGGCAGAAGCUGAUUGACCCACAGCAACCUGAAGUACUGCCGAAGGAACUUUCAAGCACUUUUGUGGGAUCCAACCGCUCUCAGACGUUACCGGUUUCUAGGUCUCCUCAGACUGCGACAGAUAAUGACAAAAUGCCUGUUUUGCACAGUAUUCACUCUUCAAGCACUGAUAAAUUCUACCCUGUUAAACACGUGGGUACGCAAAAAGCGGAAAAGAACCUGGCGACGUUAAAGGCCACAAAAAGAUCUGCACUGUCAACAGCCAGUGGAAGCAGCGGUGGUCCAGAGGAUCUUCAAAUACACCCCAGUGCCGUCAAACCUCACUUUAGUUCUCCUGAACUCAACAAAGAACCCACGAUCCUCAGAAAAUCAGUAUUACAACAACAGGGACAAAGGGACAUAACAGCUGGUGAGAAAGUAAAGCACAAAUCCCAGAGUCACUACAACAACCCGAGUCCUAGAUCGGUAAAGCAGUUAGUUUCAAGCAAGCAGCCAACGUCGUUUUCUGUCCCUGAAUCCGAGCCUCUUCCUGCACUGCUGUUACACUCUUCCGUCCAAGGUAUGCACACAGAGUGUCAUCAGUCAAACCUUUCACACCCAGAGAAGGAAUCGCUCCUACACAAUGAAAGGACGCUUGAACAAACCAAUAACCUGCAAAACAAGCUAGCACGGGUUCAACCAGGUUUACUCAGCGAGGUAACCAAUAUGGAAACGGAAAAAGAUAUCAAAAUAUCCGAUGGCAAGAGGAGGAAGAAUCAGUUGAGAGACCACACCGUCAACGUGGAAGGUCGUUCAUCGGACGACGUGUGUAAACCCGCUCGAGUGAAAAAUCGUAAAUUGACUUUCGAUCCCCUCACGCUACAAAUUAGACCUUCUGCAGUGAAUCAGAGCGAGGAGCAACACAAUCCAGCGGUGGAUGUUAACGAAUCAGUGAACGUGAAGCAAAGCCCAUCUGCAUCUUCACCCAGCGCUUUGCACAAAAUGAACUGGAAAGAUAUGGCGCAAAAUGAAAUCGUCAAAUAUUACCUGAACCUCCAGAACAGUUUGUUAAAAACGUCCGGAAGUCAAGUCCCAGGGGCGCACUUUUUUAUGAAUGAGUACUUGAAAUGUGAGGAAGACGGCAUGAGGGAGGCCAGCAAAACUUAUGUCCAGGUGCAAAAUGUUACAGAGACCGACUUGCCAGGGAUAAACCGAGACGUCACGACAGAGGACGUCCACAAAAUAAACAACAAGCACUGGCCCGGGGUUAAUGGCUGUUAUGACAGCCAGGGCCAGUGGUACGGCUGGACCGAAUGCAUAUCUUUAGACACGUACGGAGACGGAAGUAAACUUCAUAUCCUGCCGUACGUUUGCAUCGACUGAAAACACGUCUAUGAAUAAAAUGAUCGUGGAUCUCAAAAGGUCUUGUUUCAGAAAUGUUCCUGUAAUAACUGCUUUAUAAUAUUUUGUAUCUAUUUAUAACAUUUCGUUCUAUUUGCUUUUGAUGAUGAGGUUAUU
This is a messenger RNA of Hemibagrus wyckioides, 1974 nucleotides long. Its product is annotated as mediator of RNA polymerase II transcription subunit 26-like. The record is from RefSeq and is a predicted model, not a curated record. Bases 229 to 1839 code for a protein of 536 amino acids. Gene Ontology annotation, cellular component: nucleus; core mediator complex; mediator complex. The transcript has 3 exons. Gene Ontology annotation, molecular function: transcription coregulator activity. NCBI's taxonomy places the organism in Eukaryota, Metazoa, Chordata, Actinopteri, Siluriformes, Bagridae. Gene Ontology annotation, biological process: positive regulation of gene expression; regulation of transcription by RNA polymerase II.